Bactrocera neohumeralis is the source of this 5398-nucleotide messenger RNA. It is a transcript of the gene Eaat2, whose product is annotated as excitatory amino acid transporter. Gene Ontology annotation, molecular function: glutamate:sodium symporter activity; L-glutamate transmembrane transporter activity; neutral L-amino acid transmembrane transporter activity. The coding region runs from base 1393 to 3120 and encodes 575 amino acids. Lineage: Eukaryota; Metazoa; Arthropoda; Insecta; Diptera; Tephritidae. The transcript is spliced from 6 exons. Gene Ontology annotation, biological process: L-glutamate transmembrane transport. Gene Ontology annotation, cellular component: plasma membrane. The record is from RefSeq and is a predicted model, not a curated record.
UCUCAUUCGGUUUUGCUAUUCUGACUUGGACGGAGUUGGUGUUUUGCGAACCACAAUUUUUGUGAAAAUAAUUACUGUGAAAAUUUUUUUAGUCACACAGUCGGAAAGCAGGGAACGCGGGAGAAAGCUGUUGGAAAUUUUAAAACAAAAAAGCCUAACUAAGAAUUAUGAAGAAAUAAUUGUUUCAAGUGGUUACAAAUCAGACAAAAAUUAGCAAAGUGUCGAAGGACUAGACGGUGCAACGCCCUUUUGUGUACCCACAAAUCAACUGAGAAGUGCAAACAUACUGAUUUGGCCGACACUUGACACAGAUUAACUGUGCAGGAGAACUGAAAAUCGAUUUUUUCGUCGGAAAAUUCGGGUCUAGUGAUACCAAGUGAAUAUUAUUUGAUUUUUUUCUUACUAACUCUAAAGAAAUUUUGCUGAAAACUCGAAUUUAAUAUUGUGACAGGUGCAUUUCUACUUGCAGCUUCACUUAACUGCCCAAGUACUAUAAUAAUAUUUUGAAAUAAUCUUUUCUACCUAAAAACACUUGAGUUUGUUUCAAUUUAAAUUUUCACUUCGAGUGUUCGUUGAGGUUUUAUAAAUAAUUUUCAACAAAGUUUCCAAGUAAACCACAACAACGGAGCCAAUACUAAAAUUUCAAUUGCUACUAGACGUACCGGACGAGUCCGCCUAUACAACUGGGCGGCAUUCACGUCCCAAAAAAACCACUCCGCAUCGGUAGCCGUACAGCAUUGAAAUACGCCACACAAGCGUUAUGUCAAUUAACUGUCAAGUUAGCAACAUCAAUUGAAUAUAGCUCCGGAAUCAAUGGCGUACCUAAUCAAUAUACUUAAAUUUAAUGUGAAAUAUUUAAAAAGUAAUUAAUAACCAUCAUAUAUAUCUAUAUAUAAACCCACAAUAAUAAUUGUAACGAAUUGUUCUCUGGCGCACAAAGUAAAAUCAGUAAAAAAUAAUAAAUCCCUACCAAAAAAAAAAAAUUAUAAUAAAAAAUAAUAAUAACAAUUAAACAUGCAAUAAACGAAAAUAGAAACCUAUUCCCCAAUACGGAUCAAUAAACAAUUACCUUAAUAGCCAACGAUAAGCCAAAGCCAAAUAGGAAGAUAAAGCAAUUUGUAAUUAGAAAAAAGGCAAACACAAAAAACCCCAGCCGGAGGUACCGACAUUAUCGAUCGCCCUAGCUUAAAUAGCGCAUACAAGUGUGUAUGUAUCUACAUUACCAAUUGUAAUUCAGUCACUGCGUACCAGUGUCGCUGUGCGAGCUUUAAAUUUUUGUUUUCGGAAACCUUUUGCCCAUUUCUCUUUCCUUCUGCCGCUGUACACAUUUACGCUCAACGAAUAGUGCAUCUGUCAAAAGUGGCCAAUUGGGGCAAAGCGUCCAAUUAUACAAUGGAAAAAUCUGAACAAUUUUCAGAUUAUCUCUUUGCGAAAAUGGGCCCGCCCAGUAGUACAACUGUUAAUGGCACCGAACUGCCACCGAAGACCACGGAACGUAGCGGUGCACCACGUGAACUCACCGGCUACCGGAAAUGGUUGCGGGAGAAUCUCAUGUUGCUGGUGACGCUGUCGGGUGUAUUGUUGGGAGUCAUUUUCGGUUUUUCGUUGCGGCCCUUAAAUUUACAUGAGGAUUCCAUUAUGCUGAUUUCCUAUCCGGGCGAACUCUUCAUGCGCGUCUUAAAGCUUAUGAUUUUACCGUUAAUAAUUUCAAGCUUGAUCGCCGGUUCGGCUAGUUUAAAUGCACGCAUGAACGGUAAAAUUGCAUUGCGCACUUUGGUGUACUUCGUGACGACUUCGUUCUUGAAUGCGCUGCUCGGCAUUGCCUUGGUGCUGCUAAUCCAUCCCGGUGAUCCUAAUCUACAUAAUACCGCCGAUCGUUCUACUGAUAAAAGGGCUGUCAAUCUACUGGAUAGUCUUUUGGAUUUGGGAAGAAACGUUUUCCCGGACAAUCUCUUUCAAGCAUCGUUUCAACAAGCGCACACUGUUUAUCUUCCCAAACCAAGUAUUUUGCAUACAUUCAAUGAGACACUUAAUGACACCGCGAUCGGCACCGAUUUCGAACCGACCGAAGAGAUACAAGCACAACAACAACAAGGCGGGGACGUACUCGAACCGGCGCUCAUACGUGUGGUGCAAUAUCGCAGCGGCACCAACACGCUCGGCAUCGUCUUCUUCUGCCUAGUCUUCGGCACCAUAUUGGGCACGAUCGGCGAAAAGGGGCAAAUUGUGGUGGAUUUCUUUACUGCCGUCUUUGAGGUCAUUAUGAAGAUGGUCACCUGCGUCAUGUGGCUAACACCCAUCGGCAUUAGUUCAGUGAUAGCUGGCAAGAUUUUGGGCGUCAACGAUCUGCAUUUAGUCAUGGAGCAGCUGAUGUGGUUUAUACUCACCAAUCUGAUUGGCGUAUGCCUAUAUCAAUUCAUUAUAAUGCAGGGGAUUUAUUUUGUAUUCGUGCGACGGAAUCCAUUCAAAUUCUAUGCCGGACUUAUACAGCCCAUGCUGACCGCUUUUGCGACAGCCUCAACUGCUGCUGCUCUACCGAUCACAUUUCGUUGCAUGAACGACAAGUUGCGAGUGGAUCAGCGCAUCAGCCGUUUUGUGCUACCGAUCGGCUGUAACAUCAAUAUGGAUGGCACGGCACUCUUCAUUUCGAUCGCCUCGAUCUUUAUCGCCCAGAUGAGUGGCAUACCGUUGGGUUUUGGUGAACUGGUCACGGUUUUAUUGACUUCGACUGCGGCUUCUAUGAGUUCGGCUAGUGUUCCGAGUGCUGCUCUGGUUCUGCUGCUUGUGGUCCUUACUGCCAUCGAUGCUCCGGUACAAGAUGUUACUCUCCUCUUUGCUGUCGAUUGGUUUGUAGAUCGGAUGCGCACCACAAACAACAUGCUGGGCGAUUGUUAUGCCGCUGCCGUCGUUGAAGAGCUAUCACGAAAAGAACUAAUGGCACUGGAUGCCGCCAUACUCUAUCAGGAAGUGCCAGUUGGUACGCCAAACGGAAAUGCCUUGCUCGAAGGGCAAACAGAGUUGGAUAGCAAGUGCUCGAUGACCGAUUCGGUGGUCAUCGAUAUUAAUAAUGUGAUAAACAGCAGUAAUUUGCAGAAGGAGAAUACUGGCUAUCGCGCCUAAAGCUAUAAUAUUUAUUCGAAAAUUCACGCACUCACGAGUAUGUAGGCGCACGAGCACUCUCAUUUACCCAACAUUUACACUACGCAAGGAAAUAAUUUUUAAGUAUGAAAGCAUAUAAAUUCUUUUCAUGAAUUAGUGUUUGUAAUUUAACGGGAUUUACCCAUAUUAUAAAAUACAAGUGUAUUUGAAUUAGUUUAUAGUUAUAUUUUAAAUAUUUUUGGCAUACUUUUCAUGCUUCCAAUUAACUUUUUGCCUUGAAAACGUUUCUCGUAAGAACCCAUUCCUAGGUGACAUUAAAUUAACUGAUGAAGGGUGGUUCACAGAGUGUAGAUUGUUUCCCUUAAUUAUAUUGUUUUACGUUUCAAUUGAUUAUCGGAUUUUCAGAAUAAAUGUUAACUUUUUUCGAUUUUUCGUAAAAGGCCCUUAGAGAAGCAAUUUUAAAGACUUUCGGUCUAAACAAGCAAUUUUAUAUCGGCCUGGUACUUGAGAAAAAUGCUUUUUGAAAAGAAAACUCUUUUUAUAGAACUUCAAGUUGAUUAGUGGCUUUGGAAUAAUGUGACGGUAUCUUGAUCUGUCUUCUGAAUAAUGUGAUUCGAUCGCUAUUUCUCUCCUCGCCAUCUUUGCUUCUGCUAUUUACUCAAAAUAUUCUCAUGAAAACAGUAACAAUAUUAUUAAUACUACCGAUUUAAUUCGAGAUAAAAGCGUCAACGGAUAAUGUAAAACGUGGUACCAAAUUUUAUUUCCAUAUUUUCGAAAAGCCUAAAGAAGUAUUUCUCUUCCAAAUAAAAAAGUUAGAAAUCAUAUUUUUCCAAGUGCUGCCAGUUUGUUUAAAAAACUGGUAUCGUCUAUCCGUUUCGCUGCUAUCCAACGCUUGGAGAAUCGAAGACAGAUCUUCGACACCUUAUUCAGACAAAAGUCGGGCAAUGUUGCCAUUGUUUUUAUAUUUAUUUAAUUUCUCUUUAAGGAGAUUAUAUCAGCUGACUUUCGUCCAAACUUUCUUGCCUAAAAAACUGCAAAAUCCAAAAAUAUAUUUUACCUAAAGGAAGAGUAAAUUAGAAGAAAAUGCAGAAACUAUAUGAACCACCCUUUAUACACUUACAUAAAAGUAUUAAACCAAAUAGAUAUAUAAACAUUCAGAAAUCAAUACAAAUACACAAACCAAAUCAAGUGAUCAGAUCAGCAUUCAUCAAGUAUUGACAUAAACAAUAAAACAAACAAUGGAUAACAGGAAAAUAAAUUAACAUCAAAUCCUAUAAUGUAUAUACAUAACGGAUGUAGCAAACAUGUAUUAGAUAUUACAUAACGUACUUACAUAAUUUAUGGCAUACAUAUAAAUAUAUAUAUUAUACGAUGUGAUUUAAACACCACAUUUAGUAUUUAACAAAAACAAAAGCAACAAAAUGUUGUCCAAAACUAGAACUGUUCUGAUAACACCUACAUAUGUACAUAUAUGUACUAUAUAUGCCGAUGUUUACAUACUGUUAUGCUAGCAUUUAUGUAUAAUAUGUAUGUCUGUAUACACCCCAGCGUGACAUUUAGCGUUGCAUCCGUAAAUAAUAGAGACUGUCAAUUUUUAAAAAACGUUGCAAAAUUUUUUGAAAUUUAUAUGUAUGUAUCUAUGUGCAUAAGCUAAUUGUGAGCCCACCAAUUGAUACGAUAUUUUUGUUUCUCAAAAUAAUUUACCAACAAUUUUACACAACAACAAAAAAUGUUCCCAAUAUACUUAUACAGUAAAAAGUGAGUAGAGUAAACCAAAGUAGCCAGCAAAUGUUUACAAAAGUUCAUAAUUAUAAUAUACCGACUUACUAGCAAACUGGAAAAGGAAAAAUAAAAUAAAAUAAUAGAAAUAUAAAUAUAAAAUAUUGUAAUAAUAAAUAGAUAAUAUAAAAUGUCGAGCAAAGUUUUUAGCAAAAGCCACUUAUGUACAUAUAUGAUUUUAAGCAAAUCUAUAAAUAAUUUUUGUUUUGGUUUUUCUUAAUUUAGCGCAUAAAAAUGUAUUUUUAUUACUUUCGAGCGAAACAAUAUUUGUACAUAUCUGUAUAUUUAUGAAAUUCGUAAGAUUUUAAAAAUAUGUAUUCAAGCACCAUAGACUAUACCCACUUACAUAUGUACGUAAACAUAUACUAUAUACACACCUAUAUUCAGGUUUUAGUAGAAAGGGCGCUACAAUGUUGACGAGGAUAUGUGGUAAUGAUGGAGAAGCCUAUUGUGUAUCUCAGUAACGUUUGUGAUGUUUUGAUAUAAAAGUUAUUAUAAUAAAUUCACUGAAACAAUUUUA